Molecule: messenger RNA, 2475 nt
Organism: Zasmidium cellare ATCC 36951
Lineage: Eukaryota; Fungi; Ascomycota; Dothideomycetes; Mycosphaerellales; Mycosphaerellaceae
Exons: 3
Coding region: 1-2475 (824 amino acids)
Molecular function (GO): protein binding
Source: RefSeq, a predicted model, not a curated record
AUGGCCUACCACAACCACCACUACCAGCCCGACAGCAUGAGUGCCACCUUCGUCCCCGGCGCAUUCGACGAUGACUACUACAUGCCCGUCGCGAGCCCCCCACUGGUUGCUCCGGAGCCUCAGAGGAUAAAUCCAGAGAUGCCCAACCAGAUCGCCGACGGCCUCCAGCACAUGGACUUGAACAGCCGGAAUCGCGCCUAUUCCAACACUCCAGACCAGCCUCACCUUUCGCCCUUCCCCAAGCUUAGCAACCCACCGCCGAACGUACCUCCGUCCGACGAUGACCUCGAAACGCGACUCGAAAAUGCGCGGCAACCGGUCCUCAACUCCAACGACCCGGAAAUGCAGCUGGCGUGGGCUCAGGAUGCGUUGGUAUACUGUGGGGUAUGCGCCGAUGAGGCAGAGCGACUGGCAGCGUUGAAGCCUCUACAGGCGCGGUCAGCGACGCCCAGGGUAGAGCAUCAGCUAAAGCAGGAUGCUAUGAACAUCGUCACAUUCCUCUCAGACCAGCACCAUCCGCGAGCCGAGUUCAUUCGCGGUAUGUGGUUGGAGUGGGGUCGAUUCGGACAGCGCGAAGACAAGAAAGAGGCGUUCAGAUGUUACUCAAGAGCUGCGGAUAGAGGGUACGCGAGGGCAGAGUAUAGGAUAGGCAUGCUCUACGAGUCGUACAACGAUCCGAUCAAGGCUUUGAGACACUACCAUCGAGGCGUGGAUGCUGGUGAUGCCGCUUCGUGCUACCGACUCGGAAUGAUGACCCUACGAGGACAGCAUGGCCAGCAGCAAGACUUUGCGAGGGGUAUUGACCUUAUCAAGCGGUCGGCUGAAGCGGCUGAUGAGAACGCCGCUCAAGGUGCAUACGUUUACGGCAUGCUGCUCGCUCGACAACUACCACAAAUCGACGUACCGGAAACGUUCUUGCAAUACAACGAGCAACUUGCGAAGCUCAAUAUUGAAAAGGCGGCAUACAUGAAGUUCGCCAAGGCACAGGCAAAGAUGGGGUCAUUAUAUGAACUUGGCUCGCUCGGAUGCGAGUUUCACCCAGCUCUUUCGAUGCACUACAACGCAUUAGCCUCCAAGCAAGGCGAGGCUGAUGCUGACAUGGCUCUUAGCAAGUGGUUUUUGGUUGGGUCUGAAGGUCUCUUCCCCAAGAACGAAGAACUGGCAUACACCUACGCCGAGCGAGCUGCAGCCUCUGGACUUCCCACCGCGGAGUUCGCGCUUGGCUACUUCAACGAGAUCGGCAUGCACGUCCCAGUGAAUCUUGAGAAAGCAGAAGAAUGGUACAACAAAGCCUCGAAGCAUGGCAACACCGAUGCUCAGGCUCGUUUGGAAGGACUCGCGAGGAAGCAGGUCUUGAACAAGAGCGAUCACGAGAACGUCGCAAUCAACCGAAUCAAGUCUCAGCAUGGCUCAAUGAGGGGCCAACGACCAGGCAGAUUCUCACAAAAACCGGCAGUGCCGCAAAUGGGGACAGUCGAAGAAGCGCCGUAUGCCGCUUAUGGGAAUGGCUCUGGAGCACCGCCUUCGCGCGCAUCCUCAAGGACACCAUACCCUGAAGAUAACGGCCCUCCCAAGAUUGAAGCAAGGCCAGCAUCAGUUGCUCCGUAUCCGCUUGAGGAUGGACCUCCAAGACCGGGUGGUCAGCAAGGCCCCGUUGGAGGUUUCUUCAAUGUGUCUCAAGCACCUCGACCUGCCACUACUAUGAACCCAGAGCAACGCCCUUCAUCUGCUUUCCAACUGCAUCCUGACAUCCGCCCGAACUCUACUGCAACUGUGCCUGCACAAGGUCGCCCAUAUUCUGGCGGACCUGCACCUCCAGGACCAGGAUAUCGACCACAGACUGCUCAGCCGUACGAUCAGCGCCAGUCCUCUGCGCCCGCUUACGCAUUCGAUGGCCGUCCUCUGAAUCCAAACGAUCCACGUGCGAGACCUGGUAUGGGUGGCCGAGUCGCAUCAGGCCCUGCAGGAGUGCAGAACGGCCGACCUUCACCAGGGCCACCACCUCCAGGUCCUGGUCAUCUUUCUCAUCAGCCAACAGCUCCCCCAGCAGCACUUGGCGCUGGACUUGGUCCUCCUGGGCAGAGCAGGCCUCCUGACUUUGGCUUUGCUGCUCCUCUUGAACCACGAGCGCCAACCGUAGAUCCCACAUAUCAAGAGAAGCAGCCUCGACGGAGGAGAGGGUCAGAUCAUCGAGAAAACAGUAUGCCAAACUCUCGAGAGAACAGCAUGCCAAAUUUCAAUCAACAGCCGCUUUCGAGGCCAGGCUCACGACCACCACCGGACAACAGGCAGUCAACACCAUCUGGAGGCCAACCCUCCACGGCACCGAAGCCUCCAGGCAAAGACACCCCUGCGCAUGCACCCAAGCCAACUUCCACACCCACUCCUGCGAGACCGCCCGGCAAAGGACCAAAGACUUUCGACGAGAUGGGCGUGCCUGCGCAGGAGAAGGAAAAGGAUUGUGUUGUCAUGUAG